Asparagus officinalis (garden asparagus) is the source of this 612-nucleotide messenger RNA. Its product is annotated as agamous-like MADS-box protein AGL61. Gene Ontology annotation, molecular function: RNA polymerase II cis-regulatory region sequence-specific DNA binding; DNA-binding transcription factor activity, RNA polymerase II-specific; protein dimerization activity. Bases 16 to 408 code for a protein of 130 amino acids. The transcript is spliced from 3 exons. Lineage: Eukaryota; Viridiplantae; Streptophyta; Magnoliopsida; Asparagales; Asparagaceae. The record is from RefSeq and is a predicted model, not a curated record. Gene Ontology annotation, biological process: positive regulation of transcription by RNA polymerase II.
CUCCCACAAACCACUAUGCCAAGUAAAAAGAAGAUAACCAUCAAAAAGCAGAAGAUUGAGAUGAAAAGGCUUGAGAGCGAAGAUGCUCGUCGCGUGUGCUUUUCAAAGUACAAAACUGACAUUUUCUCUAAAGCCAGCGAGCUCGCUACUCUAUAUGGUGCUGAAGUCGCUGUCUUGUUGUACUCACCCAUGGGCAAGCCAUACUUAUUCGACAGCUCGAGGAUGGGUCGAGAUAUGAACGAGGUCCACAAUGGAAAUCGUUUUACUGUGGCGGACUCGUCGGAUCUCGGAGCAAAUCAGCCGGGUCCUAGCGGAAGUCAAGGGAACUCUGUUGCUUUAGUGAAUCCAGAUAAGCUCGAAGGAAACCAGCAUGAACCAAGUGGUACAAAGCCCGGUGGAUUCUACUGAAUAAUAGCAUCAUGUUGGCAAUGUCUUAACAUGUGAACUUAGACUUCAUGAAGCUUAAGAUAUUUGAUAAACAAUAUCUGUAAUAACUAAAAAAUUUAUGAUGUUCUACAAUUGCUUGAGUAUGCAUCCUAUCUGCACCGCCCGCAUACCAGCAGGUGGUUUUGAGCCCUUCCCCAUGAAAAACAUGAUGAUAUAAAUGAAUAA